Harmonia axyridis is the source of this 648-nucleotide messenger RNA. RefSeq lists its product as uncharacterized. The record is from RefSeq and is a predicted model, not a curated record. The coding region runs from base 104 to 385 and encodes 93 amino acids. Lineage: Eukaryota; Metazoa; Arthropoda; Insecta; Coleoptera; Coccinellidae. The transcript has 4 exons.
CAUACCAUCGCUUAUAAAUACAGGUAGCGGAAGAAGUUUAGACAAUUGUUCUUCGUUAACGAUCUUUUAAGGAUUAGGUAUUCGUUACAAACUCAUCGGCGUUAUGAUCAUUAAUAUGAAAUUUACUUUGUGGUGUGUCCUUUUUAUCUCUCAAGUGUUCUUGUUGGCAUGUGCUGGAUCGUUCCAUCGAAAAUCAGACAAAAUUCACCUGCGGGACGGAAUAAAUAUCGAAGGAAUAUGGAAAAGCAAAAUGCAAUGGAAAGCUCAUUGGGUAAAGCACUGGGAGACGAGAUUGACUUGGGUUCCAGUAUGGAGAAGAGUUUGGGCUCCUAUAGAAACAAAAGAAUGGGUUCCUUUUCCACCUCCACCAAAAUCAUCUCUCUAGAACAAGCUAUAAUUUUAUGCAAUUAUGAUCUUUACCAAAUUAGUUCAUAUAACUUGAGUUUAUGUUUAUUAUUAAUGUUACUUCUGGAAUCAAGGACAGAUCCAAAACUUACAUAGUAUCGACUUCCGAUUAAUUUCCCCGUCUGACCUGUUCAUACUGUUUAUAUAUUUUUAAUUUUGUUAUUUCUAAUUAAUUUAUUGUUAUUUAAUAUUUAUAUAUAAUUUUAUUUUAUUUCUAAAUAUACAUAUUAUGUACAAAUAAGA